Molecule: messenger RNA, 1065 nt
Organism: Penicillium paradoxum
Lineage: Eukaryota; Fungi; Ascomycota; Eurotiomycetes; Eurotiales; Aspergillaceae
Exons: 1
Coding region: 1-1065 (354 amino acids)
Biological process (GO): protein prenylation
Cellular component (GO): cytoplasm
Molecular function (GO): protein prenyltransferase activity
Source: RefSeq, a predicted model, not a curated record
AUGUCCAACCCAAAGGAUGCAUUCCAACAACUCGCCCGCAUCUUCGCAUCUAGAGACAAUGAAGUCCUCGAAAUCGAGAUUAUUCCACCCAGUCUGGGCGCUGCAUUCUUACAAGAUGGCUCCUCGGUGGGAAUAACCAAGAAAGCAUUAGUGCAGGCCUUCACAGUCGCGCGACAGCUCUUUUUCGACCGGUUAAUACCUAUGUCCGAGGAUGACCUGAAAAGCACCUUUUCCACCCAAUCUCAGCCUACAAAUACAGACUCGAUGAUUACAGAGGUCAUGCUUCUUUUUGACUGUGAACAUCUCACGGCCUGCAAUUGGCGCAAACGCCGACUGCAGGCGGCCAUGGAGCAUUGCCCUGGUAUUUCAAAUCAGACCUCUGCCACAACGAAAAUGUUAGAGACCGAGCUCACGCUCAUGUCGAGCUACCAGUGCUCGCCACUUCAUCGGCAUACCAAGUCGCCGACACUUUGGCAUCACCGGCUGUGGGUGAUAGUUCAUCUUCUCCAAAGGCGUCAGCUGAGCAGUGACGAGCUGCUCCAGCUGCAACAAAGGGAACUGGAAGUUGUUCUUCGUGCUGGAGAGCUUCACCCCAAGAAUUAUUAUGCAUUUAGUUACAUGCGACAGCUAUAUGUACUUCUUGCUGAUGCCGUUGAGAAGACAGCGCAAGCAACCGGGAAGACUAAAUUCGCAAUGUCGAUUGUCGACAGAGUCACUGAUUGGUGCUUAGCCAAUCCACGCGACAUAUCGGGCUGGAGCUUUGGGAUCUACAUCCUGAGCAAUUUGCCCGAGCAACAGAUUCGAGUGCAUACUCUUCAGCGAGUUGUUCAGUUUGCACUCAACGUAGGAUGGGAAGGCGAGAGCCUUUGGACGUUCGUUGACCAGACCUCAAGGCAGUUCUACCUUGAAAGUUUGGUGGUAGAUACCAUAGCAAAGCAUAAUGGUCAUCAAAACAUACCUAGUGACUGGUCCAUGGAACAGGAAGGUCGACAGAAGCAGUCGUGGCACACCUGGCUGGCCCGGGCAAAAGUGUAUUGGGCGGAAAACCAAGAAGAUACUACAUAA